AUGGAUGAAGACUACUCGUCGGGCUCCCAAGAGGCGGAGCGUGAAAUGUCCAGGCUGUGGCGCACCUGGAGGACGGUCUUCGAGAUGCUCCUGGACCGGGGCUACGAGGUGACGGAGGAUGAAGUCCAGAUUCCAUUCGAGGAGUUCAAACAGAGAUUCUCCGACCCCCUUGGAUACCCUGACCGCAGCAAGAUGAAAAUCACCGCCCGUCCCACCGAAGCGAUGAUUAAAAAAUACACUCCCUUACCAACCAAGUCGAAUCCCAACCCCCAGCCCGAGUGCGGCACCAUCUACGUGGAAUUCUGUCCGGACGCCACCGGCGUAGGCACCAAGCAGGUUCGCGCAUUCAACCACCUGAUCGACGAGCAAAACUUCCACUCCGGCAUCUUCAUCACGCAGACCCCGAUCUCGCCUUCUGCUGUCCGUCUGCUCAGCGGCAUUCCCGGCCGGUUCUGCGAGCAUUUCCAGGAGCAGGAUCUCCUGGUGAAUAUCACCCGCCACGAGCUUGUCCCGAAACACGUCCUGUUGAGCGCUGAGGAAAAGGCCCGGUUACUAGAGCGGUACCGCCUGAAGGAGUCGCAGCUGCCUCGAAUCCAGGUAUCGGACCCGGUGGCACGGUAUCUGGGUCUGAGAAGAGGUCAGGUGGUGAAGAUCAUCCGGAAGAGUGAAACGGCCGGUCGAUACGCCAGUUACCGAUGGGUGAUAUAA
Messenger RNA from Rasamsonia emersonii CBS 393.64, 708 nucleotides. Its product is annotated as DNA-directed RNA polymerase. Gene Ontology annotation, cellular component: RNA polymerase III complex; RNA polymerase II, core complex; RNA polymerase I complex. The record is from RefSeq and is a predicted model, not a curated record. Gene Ontology annotation, biological process: DNA-templated transcription. The transcript has 3 exons. The coding region runs from base 1 to 708 and encodes 235 amino acids. NCBI's taxonomy places the organism in Eukaryota, Fungi, Ascomycota, Eurotiomycetes, Eurotiales, Trichocomaceae. Gene Ontology annotation, molecular function: DNA-directed RNA polymerase activity; DNA binding.